CUGGCAACUCAGGGGCUAAAGCAGGAGGACCAGUUGAGCUCAGGAGUUCAAGCAAGGAGAAAUGAUGACCUGAAGUGCCUAAAUUCCAGUAGCUGACAUUAGGGAAAUGAAGUUCUGCAAUGAGAAAGGAUUGAGUUGAAAAGUUCUUAAGGUGUCCUAGCUACAUGGAACCACAGAAUUUAACAGUUGUCUUAGAAUUCCUCCUCCUGGGACUCUCUGAUGAUCCAGAAAUGCAGUCCAUGCUCUUUGGAAUAUUCCUGCUUAUAUACCUGAUCACAGUACUUGGAAACCUGCUUAUCAUCCUGAUGGUCAGCUCUGACUCCCACCUCCACAACCCCAUGUACUUCUUCCUCUCCAACCUGUCCUGGGCUGACAUUGGUUUCAGCAGCACUACAAUCCCCAAAAUGCUAGUUAACAUCCAGAUACACAGUAAAUCCAUCACCUAUGCAGGCUGCCUAACUCAGGUGUCAUUUUUUUUCUUUUUUGGGUGUUUGGACAAUAUACUGCUGGCUGUCAUGGCCUAUGACCGAUUGGUGGCCAUCUGUCACCCUUUAUACUACCCAGUAAUCAUGAACCCCCACCUGUGUGCCUUGCUGGUCAUGGUGUCAAAUUCCAUCAGUCUUUUGGAGUCGCAGUCCCACUAUUUGAUAGUGUCACAGCUUACCUUCUGCACAGAUGUAGAAAUCCCUCAUUUCUUCUGUGACCCUCCUCAACUAAUUAAGCUUGCCUGUGAUAAUAUCUCUACCAAUAACAUAUUAAUUUAUCUCAUUGGUGCAGUCUUUGGUGGCAUUCCAAUCUCAGUGAUCCUUUACUCUUAUACUUGCAUUAUUUCCACUAUUCUGAGAGUCCCAUCAACAAGUGGGAAAUAUAAAGCCUUCUCUACCUGUUGCUCUCACCUCUCAAUUGUGUGCUUAUUUUAUGGAACUGGCCUGGGGGCAUACUUUAGUUCUGCUAUUUCACAUGCCCACAGGGAGGUUAUGAUAGCCUCAGUGAUGUAUACAAUGGUCACACCCAUGCUGAACCCCUUUGUCUACAGUUUGAGGAACAGGGAUAUCAAGAAGGCCCUUGGGAGGCUUCUUAGCAAAAAACUUAACAUCAGUACCUAG
Castor canadensis (American beaver) is the source of this 1106-nucleotide messenger RNA. The record is from RefSeq and is a predicted model, not a curated record. NCBI's taxonomy places the organism in Eukaryota, Metazoa, Chordata, Mammalia, Rodentia, Castoridae.